UGAGCGCAGGCACGUCAAUAUACACACAGAGAGCAGAGCAGCGCUUUGGGUUUAGUAGAAGGUGCUCCACAGCGAGAGAAAUCCUCCUCCACACUGAGCAGAGGUCUGAGGCGCAGUUUGUGUGGCGGCAGGGACCCGAUCUUUUAAAACCAUGCUGGAUUGACUGCAGAGAGGCAACUACAAUCAAUGGCUUGGCUUUGAAAUCGUUCAACAUUUAUUGGAAAGGAGUGUGAGAUUAGAGCGACAGUGAGAGAGAGGGAGAGAAGCGAGGGAGAGUGAGUGGCGAGAGGGGUGGAAAUAAAGAUCCUUUUUCAACGAUGGAGCUUACAAUGGAAAACAUUGGAAAUCUGCACGGUGUGUCUCACUCCCAUCAGACGAGCGACUUAAUGAACUCUCAACACGCGCGCCAGUCGUCGCAUCGGAACUUGGUGUCGCACGGACGGUCAGCCAUGGUGUCCAGUAUGGCCUCGAUACUGGAGGGCGCGGGGGACUACCGCACAGACCACGCUUUGUCUGGCCUGCACCCGGCCAUGACCAUGUCGUGCGACUCCGGGAUGAGCCUGAGCAGCACCUACACCACGCUGACGCCGCUGCAGCACCUGCCGCCCAUCUCCACGGUCUCCGAUAAAUUUCACCAUCAACACCCACAUGCUCACCAUCAUCCGGCACACCAGCGACUCUCCGCCGGGAACGUCAGCGGCAGCUUUACCCUGAUGAGGGACGACCGCAGCCUCGCCUCCAUGGGCAACAUCUACGGCCACUACCCUAAAGACAUGUCCGGCAUGGGGCAGUCUCUGUCCCCACUGUCCAACGGGCUCGGGUCCUUGCACAGCUCCCAGCAGACUCUCAGCGCCUACGGUCCCGGAGCUCACCUGUCCAACGACAAGAUGAUCUUCGGGGGGUUUGAGUCCCACAUGCUGUCGCGGGGCGAGGAGCACCUUGCCCGGGGUCUCGGGGGCCAUGGGGCCGGACUCAUGACAUCCUUGAACGGCAUGCACCAUCAUAGCCAUCCGCACUCUCAGGCAAACGGGUCCAUGCUGUCAGACCGGGACAGGCAGACGGUGGGGGGAGGAGGGCAGGGAGGUGGGUCAGGGCAGGUGGAGGAGAUAAACACCAAGGAGGUAGCACAGCGAAUAACGGCAGAGCUCAAGCGCUACAGCAUCCCCCAGGCCAUCUUUGCUCAGAGGAUCUUGUGCCGGUCCCAGGGAACUCUGUCUGACCUGCUGCGGAAUCCUAAACCGUGGAGUAAACUCAAGUCUGGCCGGGAGACGUUCAGGAGGAUGUGGAAGUGGCUCCAGGAGCCCGAGUUUCAGAGGAUGUCGGCGCUCAGGCUUGCAGCCUGCAAGCGCAAAGAACAGGAGCAACACAAGGACCGCAACACGGCGCCCAAGAAGCAGCGCCUCGUCUUCACUGACCUGCAGCGCCGCACACUCAUCGCCAUAUUCAAGGAGAACAAGCGUCCAUCCAAAGAGAUGCAGAUCACCAUCUCCCAGCAGCUCGGCCUGGAGCUCAGCACCGUCAGCAACUUCUUUAUGAACGCACGGCGCCGCUGCGUGGACCGCUGGCACGACGACCAUGGUGCCAGCCCCGGGCAGCCGGGCACCUCCGCCACCACCUUCUCCAAGGCCUGAGAGGAGGGGAGGACCUUCAGAGGGCCGGGGAACCAGGUUGGAGCAGCAUGCAACAUGGAAGACUGGCUGUGAAACCUGUGUAUGACAACCCUUCCUGGCCAGGACCGUCUGAAUGUGUCCUCACACCAAAAGAAAUCCUUUGUGCCAUGCAAUCAUCUUUUUUGUCAGUCAGAAUUUCAAGCUCUCACCUGAAACAAGAAUAAUCUAAAAAAAGGUGAAUUGUGAAGUCAGGUCCACUCUGCGUAACUCAGAUAAAGGACAAUCAUUGAUUCUGUCUUUUUUGAAAGAAAAUAAUUUUUAUGGCAUCUGACAAAGUAAAGAGACACCAAAGAUUUGAUGUAUUUAUUGGACAUUAUCAGACACUUUGCCGGCCUCCAUCACCACACAAGUAGCCACUGAUUCUGCUUUUUCUCCCAACUCACCUCCUUUCAGUUUGCCUCUCUCUCAUCUCCUCUAUGCCGGCACACGGAAGCAACGAGGGCAAAAGAACGGCAAUAAAUCUGACAACAGAACAGCACAUAGCCUUAUUAUCCAAGCCCCAUCCCGCACACACAAGGCCGUCAUAAAGAAAACAACGCAGCCUAUGAAAAAAACAACAAGGCUUUCCAAUUCUCCACCUCUACCUCCCCCUUCCUCCUGUUGUCUCCUUCAUUCCUCAGCCAAAGGUAUUCCCUUAUGGCCAGCCAUUUCAGAGAGCAGCUCAGCCUGAUCAUACGGCAAACUAAUGAAUUGAAAAAUGAAUCGAUGUAGACAGAGAGAGCGGGGCCUUGACCCCUCCUGAAGGUGAAACUCAAGAUGCUCAGCGGUAGAGAUACUCAGGUCUUCCAGGCCCAGGUCUAUAUUUUUUGCACAGAUGUUGGAAGACCUGUAGGGAGACAUGUGUUACGCCUGAGCAUAGAGUCUGUGUUUCUCUGACCAACAGGAGAGGCGGGUGAGAUGUCUGGACAUGUUCUUUGUUCUGUUGGGAGCUUUUUUCUCUGAUCAAUAACUGAGAACCGAGCGACAACAACACGCUCGGGCAUCCAGCCAACUACAUUACAGCUGCAUAUGAAAAGCAGGAUGUAAGAGGAGCACAUGGAACCCACUGGAGAUGGGGACACAAAGGCCUCAUAACAGCAGCAGCAGCACAUCUCCCUCCCAGAUCAACCCGGUUUCUGCAGAGCAACAGUGCCCCCUGCUGCCGAUAGCAGACACCUGCAUCCAGCAGAGCGAUGGGGCUCCGAGCGGAGGAGAGGGAGGGAAGAAGCCACUAGAUGCUGAGGGGAAGUCAUGGCACAACACAUUCAGGCCCUCGCAGCUCUUUGAAGGCAGAUCAAUAGCUAACCAUUAUCCUAUUGUUGUUCCUCAUCCAACCAGCACUGGUGAAGCCGGAGGAGGGGGAUGGUUCAACUGAAUGCUGGAAACGCAGGGAUUUAGCAAAGGCAGGGAUUUAUUUAGCCAAUCCAAAUCAAGAUCCAAAAAAAUCGGAGAAAUCACAACAGAGUAAAAAGUAACAGAAAGGCUGACUGAGAGCGACACAUUUGAAGUGUAGCGGAGGUUUAAUUUACAUUCUUUUUUGGGAGGCUUCAUUUGUCAAAUCAUUCUUCCAUCCCAUCUGUUUGCAAAGAAAAGGUCACAAAAGAUGUGACUCAAACCAAAUCUCCUGGUUAUUCCCACACAAGGGUUAUCAGUAGCUAACCCAAAGCUAACCACCACACUCAGCUGUCAAAAUGCUACAAUAAUUAGUGCCAAUGCUUACUGCCUUAAUGCGAAUCAGAGAAUAUGGUACUAGGGUUCACACACAGCUACAGUGCGCCCCACUGAUGACGGGCGGUGUGGGCCAUAGCAACCAACAAUCAGCUUUUAUCUGAAUUAAAAUAUACUUUUUUAGUAAAAAAAAGAAAAAAAAAGAAUCAGAUGUUAAGGCAUACAAUAACCAAACCUCAAAUGACAAAGAUACCAUACAUACAGUAUGUGUUACAAAUACAAAUGUCUCCAAAGCAUAACUGGACACAUUUUGAAGCAGAAGAAAAAAAUCUCUCAUUCUAUCUUUGGUUCUCUACCUCCUCUGUCCCUCUAACCCCAUUGCCCCCCCCCUCUUUCUCUCUUCCUCUCUAUAUUGAUGCGGGUAUUUAAUUAGUUCCAUAGACACACAGUUUCUAUUUCUUGUUACUAUUGUGCUCUGUUGUGCAUAAGUAAGGCACCUUGUUGCUAAAUCAAAAACAAAAAAGGAAGGACUUUUUAAAAGGAUAAAAAAAGGAGGGAUGCAAGGACAGAGGCCGAUGAAGGACGUCUUUUUUCUUUUUUUUGCAUUCUAUGUGAAUAUAGACUCGAAGGAGACAUUUACCGUGAGAAAGAGGAGAAAAAGAAAAACAGGGAGCUGCUGAAGAGACGAAUAAACGACGGACGCUCUCUCUCUUUUGGCAUUUCGUGUCAGAACUGUGUUACUCUCAGCCCCCUUUAAGCUGAGCCCAAGGAACGGGGCAAACUGGAGGGGGACAAAUCAUGACCUCCAAAUGUCUCGGCUGUUUUAUCCGAGGGCGGGGGCAAUGCUCGGGACUCAAUUGUUAUCUGUAUGGUCUUAAGAUGCAACUGUAGCAUUUCCAACAAUGUAGUCCGAUUUGCGGUGCAGAUUAGAUAAAAAGAUGGUCAUUGUAGAGGAGCUGAGUGAGAGACUGACAAACUUCACGUUGCUGUAAGCAGUGAGUUGACGUCGCCAAAGGAUGAUGAGCUGAAAUUGAUUUGUGGUAUACAGUUCAGUGAGCAUAGGUGAAUAGCUAGAUUCAGCUCUAGGUAUUAGGCUGAGAAAAUGACAUGUGUUUGUAGUGAGAACCAAUGUGGCUACCUCACUAAGCUGAGUGGUUUGUGAAACCGCCACUAAUACCAAAGAUACUGCAGCCUACCGGUCCCAAACUGCCUAGGGGGAAACCAAACCAAAAAAAAAGAAAAGCCCCCCCUCUUUGCCCAAAAAUAUUACAGACUGAUAUCUCACACACACACACACACACACACACACACACACACAUUCAUACAUACAGUGCAGUCGGACUGCAUGGUGCCACGUGGAGGAGGUGGCCGCCAUGCAGACAGAGUUGAGUGCCUUUUCCCUUCAACCACGGGUGGGACUGCACUGGACACACACACACACACACAGCCAUGUGGGUCCAUGCAUAUAGCUGCACACCCUUUUACAAACAUGCACUCACAUUCAGACAACGCACCCAUAAUUGGAUGGACAGAAAAGGGGGGCCAGAGAGGGGGACACAGAGUGGGGGCUGUGUCAGCAUUUUCUCCCAUAUUGACUUUCCAUCUUGAUACACUAGAAUACAAGCACUUUAUCAUGUAGAAAGUCUAUAAAACAUUUUCUAUACACUAUUUAUUUGAAACAAAAGUAUAUGUUGCUCCUUAAUCUGUCAGUCUUUCUUAGUGUUUCUUCUAGUAGCUCACCGCCUUCAUGUUUUGUUUUAUUCCCGCCCGGCGUGAUUAGAUUCUCGGCCACUUUACCUUUCUCGCAUCAGAGAUAUUUUUGUGAAACAGAGAAAGAGGAAGGUAAAAAGGCCGAGGCUCUGAGCACUCGCAGGGCUGUCGUUUUUAAAUCUUACCACUUAAUGUCUCUCUCCACUGCGUGCAAGCACAGAGGCUGCACUAUAAAAGUGUGGAAGACUCACUGACAGUGUAAAGACACAAAUUCUCUCUCCUCCCUCCACACUGUCUGUCCAGUCGACCUCUCCCCCUGGCUAGUACUAAGACCCGGUAGGCAUGUGUUGACAAUUAAUUCUGAAAUACCUCAAAAACCUUUCAUGUAAACUUUAUGUAAUUUAGAUUGAAAAUAAUACUGCUAAUGAUAACAAUGAUUAUGAAACUAUGAUACUAUGAUAGUUAGUUUUGGAACUUGUGACUUGAAGCUUUAUACUGUUAAAUUCCUUUUUAUUUGUUUGCUCAUUUUUCUCGUACGUUUCUCUCGUUUGUUUUUGCUACGGCAUGUACUUACUGUUUUUCAUAAAGGAAAAAGACAUUGUGAAUGUUUCUGUGAAGGGUUACAUGAGAAAAGAAGAGACAGAAGAGAAAGCUAGAAUAGAGAGGGAGGAGCAAGAGCGCAACUCACUUUAGAUGUUUAGUUCAAAGCUCUGUCCAAGGCGGGUAUGUUUAAAGGAAAAUAACAAAACCAAGAAAAAAAAAAAAGGACAAAAAUAUGAUUUGGGCUGAAGUCUUUACCAAAAAUGUGAUGUUAAACCAAAGGAGGAAUAACCUUUUACUCAUUGUUAGCUUUCUUCUGCCUUUAAUUUGUCUUUUCUCUGAAAAAAAACUAUUUCACAGUUACUUUUGAAGGUUCCUGGGUGUGUUCAAGUGCUCCUGAUGUUCUUAGAAUAUUAAAAACCAGCACCUCCUAUUGAAAAGAAGGUGCGCUUUUUUCUUUU
This is a messenger RNA of Gymnodraco acuticeps, 6028 nucleotides long. It is a transcript of the gene onecut3a, whose product is annotated as one cut homeobox 3a. Gene Ontology annotation, molecular function: DNA-binding transcription factor activity, RNA polymerase II-specific; RNA polymerase II cis-regulatory region sequence-specific DNA binding. NCBI's taxonomy places the organism in Eukaryota, Metazoa, Chordata, Actinopteri, Perciformes, Bathydraconidae. Gene Ontology annotation, cellular component: nucleus. Gene Ontology annotation, biological process: regulation of transcription by RNA polymerase II. The record is from RefSeq and is a predicted model, not a curated record.